Syngnathoides biaculeatus (alligator pipefish) is the source of this 2071-nucleotide messenger RNA. RefSeq names its product INO80 complex subunit E (gene ino80e). The record is from RefSeq and is a predicted model, not a curated record. Gene Ontology annotation, cellular component: nucleus; Ino80 complex. Lineage: Eukaryota; Metazoa; Chordata; Actinopteri; Syngnathiformes; Syngnathidae. The coding region runs from base 65 to 808 and encodes 247 amino acids. Gene Ontology annotation, biological process: chromatin remodeling. The transcript is spliced from 8 exons.
GAGCUGCUUUCAGAGACGCAGAUGGCGCACUGUGACGUCAUAACGCAACCAGCGUAAACAAAGCAUGUCGCUAAGACCGACUCAAGGAAGAGAAAUGAACGGCCAAGCAGACGCCGAAGUCGACUACAAGCGAAAGUACAAGACUCUCAAACGAAAGUUGAAAUUUCUUGUUUAUGAACAUGAAUGCUUCCAGGAGGAGCUGAGGAGGGCACAGAGAAAACUGCUUAAAGUUUCCCGGGACAAAAGCUUCCUUCUGGACCGUCUUCUGCCAUAUGAGAGGGUGGAUGAAGACUCCUCAGAUUCCGACGCAACCGUGUCCUCAGACAACAGCGAGGCAGAAGUACUGCGGGAGAGGGAACGAGAACGGGAAGGAGCAAAGAAGCGAAGAAGUAACCCCAGCACGUGUCUACCGCCGUCAUCUUCUCCUCACCUCUCCCUGCUGUCCCGUCCUGGCGUACACCCGCUGCAGUCCUCCGCCUCUGGGACUUACCUCAACACUAUGCCCUUCCCACCUGAGUAUUUGGCUCCCCCUGCUGAACGAGUGAAGAAAGAGAGGAAAACAAAGGUGCCCAAAAACAAGAGAGAUCCCCACGGCCAGGUGGUCUCCCCCAUGACGGCCAGUUACCCAUCAGGCCCGGCGGCGGCGGCUUCGGGUGCCGGCGGGCCCUUCAGCUGGGUCCCCCGACAGAUGCUCAGCGGAGACGCUGCUGAGGAGGACGGCGAGAGCGACGUGGACAGCGAUCGAGGAGACGAAGACAGAGGCGAGGGGGACGAGGCCGAGCUUGUCAUUGACAUACCUAACGAGUGAGCCUAAUGUGUGUGUUUGUGUGAAUAUACAGUAUGUGUGUAAAUAUACAGUAAUCCCCAGCUAUUUGACGGAUGAGGACCAAGCUAAGAUGUUUAGAAUUUGCGCAUCAAACGCAUCUUCCAACAUUAAUCUGAAAAAAUAAUGUCUUAUGAUUUUUUUUAUUUUAUGGGGAUAAAAAAGCACCAUUGGUAAGUGUAAAUCCAAGUGUUAUUGACACUAUAACGACACGCUUUGACUUCCUGGGGCAAAAUUUGAGAUACCAGCCUCUAUGGUGCCAGUCAAUUCAACAGUACUCACUUCACAACUUGAACUUUUCGAAGGAGACUUUAUCCCCAUAUGCUGCUCCCAGUUUGAAAUUUGUCAAGCCAAACUUAAAACAAAUAAUUACACGUGUAUAUUAAAUUUUUACUGUAGCUAACUGUGUGACCAUGUCCAUAUCCAUAUACAUGUACAUACUGCCCCCUCUGGCAAAGGUGUGCACACCGGUAGGAGCAGCGCAAUGUCCAUUGAGCAAACAGAAAAACUGGUCAAUUCUUUACAUUGUUUUUCAUUCACUCCCAUGGACGCCUGUUGAACUCGAAUAUCUAUGUUAACAUGGAAGAAAGGGAGUGAAUGAGUUCAUAUUUAAUGUCGAUUUUAUCAACUACAGUAAUAUAAAAUGCACUAUUUAAAAGAAUUUUUGUGAGAAACAGGAACUAAUUAAAGGCAUUUCCAUUGAUUUCAAUGGGAACAGAUUAUUUGAGACCCAAAUGUUUGGAGUUACGAGCGUGGUUAUGUAUCUUGUAUUUCAAAACAUUGCUGUACUUCCUUGGACCAUUUAUUGUACAGUAAUGUCAUACUUUCCAGUUCAGAAAGGUUCCCCCCCAAAAUUCAAAUAGUUCACCACGAAUUUGUGGGGGAUUGCUGUAUGCUUAUAUGUGAUAUGUCCACUCUAAUUUAGUCCAUAAAUUGUAUCAAACUUCUACAGUAUUUCCAAAAUUCAGUUGCAAGGACUCCCCCUUGUGGAGUUCUGUCAAGUUGCAACAUAACUUUUUAAUCAGCCUCCAACAGAAAGAAUUAAAGCUGUCAACUUUUCUCGGGGUAUUUUAAUGUGCACUGAAACCUUUUAAUACGGCGACAAGAUGACAUUGAUUGAAUUGUUUACAACACUUCAGACAUGAUUUAAUAAAUAGCCUCUGGGGCUCUAUUAAAAUAAGUGUCAGCUUCAAAUGUCUUCAGACCAAACUGUAUGUGGGAAUCUAUUUUUGCAGCCCUCCAAACAGG